AUGGAUGUUUUUAAACGUAGUCGAGAUAAACUUCGAUCUUUACCUCGUCGGUUAGCAUCGACAAUUCGAUCAAUAUCAUCUGAAUAUCUUAAUAAUCCAAAUCAUAUAUUAACUACACCUACUUUAUCAAGAAGACGUAAUGGUAUAUCAUUUGAUUCAUAUAAUGAUUUGAGAAAAAUAAUAUUAAAUGCACCAUUACCAACAACUGUUCUUCAACAUACACCAACAAAAGAAUUUUCAUUAAAUGGAAAUGAUCUUCCAAUAGCAUCAUCAUCUUAUUAUAUUUUAACAUCAAUUAAUCAAUGUUCAACACUUAUUCUAUUCAAUAAAGAUAAUGAACUAAAACGUAUUGAUUUAAGUCAUUCAUUAAUAUAUUUUUAUGAUUUAUGUUGGUCAAUAAAAUUAAAUAUGUUUCUUAUGGCUGGUUAUUCACUUUAUACAUUUGAUCCUCGUUCAUGUAAAGUAACAACAAUUGAAAAUAUCGAAUUAGCUCGUGGUGAUUGGAUUGUAUCAAUAACAACAAAUAAUAAUUCAAUUUAUUUACUUUAUUCAUGUUCAAAUCGAAUUGAAUGUCGUUCGAUUUUAUAUCCACAUAAACUUGAAAAACAAUGGUCACAAAAAUAUUUUCUUCAAAAAAAAGAUUUCUUAGCACAAUCUAUACGUAUUAAUGAUUGGAAUAUUCUUGCUUUAACAAUAAAACAAAAAAAUCGUGAAUGGAGAGUUGAUUUAUUUGAUUCAAAUAAUCUUCAUCGAAUAAAUCGAAGUUGUUCAUUGGGACAAGGUAUACCUGGCAUGAGAAAUUGUUUAAUUAUACCUUAUGAUCGUUUAUGGAUUGUUAUUAAUAAUUGUUCUUUACCGAAACAAAUUAUUUUACUUGAUGAAAAUGGAGAAAUCAAAGAAAAACCAUAUAUUGAUAAAUCAAAUGGAUUUAUUAAUCUUUGUUUAAUAGAAAAUGAAUGGAUUGCAAUGAAUUCAAAUAAUAAAUUAAAACUUUAUAAAAUUUAA
Adineta steineri is the source of this 1005-nucleotide messenger RNA. The record is from the annotation of a GenBank genome assembly. Lineage: Eukaryota; Metazoa; Rotifera; Eurotatoria; Adinetida; Adinetidae.